AUGUCUUAUUAUCCGCCGUACUCGGGCGCUCCGGGGUAUCCCUCGCAGCAGUCUUACCUCCCGCAGCAGCAGUACCCACCGAUGCAUCACCACCAGCAGCCUUCCUACGGCGGAUACCCGGGCCAGUCGUAUCACCAGCAGCACCCUCCGUCCAACCCGUACGGAUACAGCCACUCGCCGCAGCCGCCUCAACAGCCCUACGGAUCCCACCCCCCACCUCACGGAUAUAAUGCUCCGCCGCCCUCCGGAUACCCUCAACAGCCGCCCAGCGGGCCACCCAUGUAUCAGGGCCGGCCACCAGCGAAUCCCUAUCAAGGCGGCCCUGGCCCCCAGGCCCCGCCCAGUAACCCAGUCUCUUUCGGUCACGGUGCCCCGCAAGGCUAUAACUUCCAGUACUCGCGUUGCACAGGCAAGAGAAAGGCGUUGCUGAUUGGAGUCAACUAUUUCGGCCAAAAGGGUCAGUUGCGUGGAUGUAUCAACGACGUCAAGAAUAUGUCGACAUACUUGAACCAGAACUUUGGUUACGCUCGCGAGGACAUGGUCCUCUUGACCGAUGACCAGCAAAACCCCAUGAGCCAGCCGACCAAGGCGAACAUUCUCCGGGCUAUGCAUUGGCUGGUCAAGGAUGCUCAACCCAACGACUCGCUAUUCUUCCACUACUCCGGCCACGGCGGUCAGACACCUGAUCUGGACGGCGACGAAGACGACGGAUAUGACGAAGUCAUCUACCCAGUAGAUUUCCGGGCCGCGGGUCACAUUGUGGACGACGAGAUGCACCGGAUCAUGGUCCAGUCACUCCGACCUGGUGUCCGACUCACAGCGAUCUUCGACUCCUGCCACUCUGGAUCCGCGCUGGAUCUUCCCUACAUCUAUUCCACCUCUGGUGUGCUCAAGGAGCCCAACUUGGCCAAGGAGGCGGGCCAGGGUCUGCUUGGCGUGGUGUCCGCAUACGCGCGUGGCGAUAUGGGUGGCAUGAUGUCCACCGCCAUGGGAUUCUUCAAGAAGGCCACGAAGGGUGACGAGGUGUACGAGCGCAACAAGCAGACGAAGACCAGUCCCGCGGAUGUUGUCAUGUGGUCUGGAAGCAAGGACGACCAAACCAGUCAAGAUGCUCAGAUUGCUGGCCAAGCCACCGGUGCCAUGUCCUGGGCUUUCAUCGCCGCACUGCGGAAGAACCCUCAGCAGAGUUAUGUCCAGCUGCUGAACAGCAUUCGUGACGAACUGUCCACCAAAUAUACCCAAAAACCGCAGUUGAGCUGCAGCCACCCCCUCGACACGAACCUUCUCUAUGUGAUGUAA
This is a messenger RNA of Penicillium alfredii, 1299 nucleotides long. Its product is annotated as caspase family protein. Gene Ontology annotation, molecular function: cysteine-type endopeptidase activity. Bases 1 to 1299 code for a protein of 432 amino acids. The transcript has 6 exons. The record is from RefSeq and is a predicted model, not a curated record. Lineage: Eukaryota; Fungi; Ascomycota; Eurotiomycetes; Eurotiales; Aspergillaceae. Gene Ontology annotation, biological process: proteolysis.